Molecule: messenger RNA, 2217 nt
Organism: Aspergillus calidoustus
Lineage: Eukaryota; Fungi; Ascomycota; Eurotiomycetes; Eurotiales; Aspergillaceae
Source: the annotation of a GenBank genome assembly
AUGGGUGUACAGAACAGCAAACAGGUUGCGGACGCAGUUAUCGCUGCUUGCCAGCAGCAAGGUACCUCUGGAAGGAUUGACUGUAUUAUUUCUGAUGUAAAGUUCCGGACCCAACUUUCUAGCCUUUUAGCAGAAGUUCCCUCCUCGUUCAAACGAUUUAUCUGCAGCACACAAACGUCACCAAAAGACAAAACAGAAUAUGGAGCGGACGACAUAGUGCGUCAUAAGGCUUUUCACUCCCUAUGGAUCUCGUCGGGACCGCAACUCGAUCCAAACCUGGGGCCAGAACUUUUGCGAUGGUACAAGGAGCCGAGGACAAUUUUUGUAGGCUCUGAGGGUACUCUAAACCCGUCACCAGACUCUUCACUUGCUUCUUUUCUUGCGUCUGUCUAUCUCUUUACAAAAGAGAAGAAAACAGUCGAUAAUGUUCGUCGGAGGCUGUGCCUUAUCGCACUUGCGACUCUACUUGAUAAGCUCGAGGGCGUCUAUCUCACCAACUCGUUAGUUGAACGAGUUGCCGACAUUAUUGACCCGGAACGCGGAAAGAACCAGAAAGCAGAAGUCCUAGAGGGGUUGAAGUCAUUACUGGGAGCCGCAAGUAGGUACCGAUUACUCUCCGAAGAACUUGGAAUCGGCGAACUUUGCUGCCUUCCGCCUACUACUAGCGAUAAUCUAUGGACGGCUUAUUUACCAAAGUCCGGGAAAGUGCAUGAUGCAUGUGUGAAAUUGAUGUUGGACAAGGGUAUUCGGGAGCUAUCCUCAACUACCAUCAGCCCAAUAGAGCCUGUUACUGUUUCGCUGGCGGCGGCAAAAGUUGUUCAAUUCUGGAGAGAGAAGCUGGAUCUGUUUGGUCUGCAGUACACUCAGCCUGAGCCGCACCUCAGUCCUUCCAAGCCUGGUAGAAACCAGAGCGGUAUAACUUUCAACACCUCUUCGUCCGUGCAAACAAGAAAACGAAAACGUCAAUGGCAGGUUCUCCAAAAUGAUAUCCACGAGCAACAGAAUCCCUGUGUUAGCAUCCUGCACCAGCCUCCCGAUGCCAUAUCUUGCAACAGCUCUGGGAGUAAUCCUAGAAGCGUGCGGUCGAACCGGAAUUCGGUAUCACAUACACAUACGUGCACGCCACUGACAAGUCCUGGAAAUGAUUGUCAAAGUACAUUAUACAAGGAAGGCAAUGCUAGACAUCAACAUGAGGCACCCUCGCAGCCGAUGCUUACCAAUUAUUCUCUGGAGUCCCCCCGUCAUCAGCCUGAGCCAGGCCCAGGACGGCAAAUCCGCAAGGCCAGUUUCAUCCAACAGACAGCACCGCAGCCAGCCACAGUAUCACAAAAUGCAACGUGGAGAACCGAACCUGCGGUGGCUGGGCAAGCAUCCGGGACUUUCACCGAAGUAUCGAGGCAAACAAAUAUAUUCAUAUCAACAAGCCCACUAGGUCCAACCAGAAGCGAGGCGAAUCAUAGCCAGAUCUCCACCGUCUGUCCAUCAUCUCCUUCCGAGCGUCCAACUGUGCCAGCUCCUCCUGAACUCAGCACCGCCCAACAAGGACCUCAUUUUCGCUCACGGGCGGGGAGCGACGAAGAUGUGUCGGGUAUUUUUCGCAUUAGCGUGACUCUACCACUUACAACGACGCUUCUGUCUCUCCUGUUCUCCUUCAGAGUGGAGGUCUGUUUUACCACCCAUAUAUGCCACAACCCGAAGCGGCAGACGCCUGGCUUGCCGACCAACCCUCUAGCGGAGGCUUGUUCUACCACCCUUAUAUGCCACAACCCGAAGCGGCAGACGCCUGGCUUGCCGACCAACCCUCUAGCGGAGGCUUGUUCUACCACUCUAGUAUGCCACAACCUGAGGCGGCAGACGCUUGGCUGGCUGAUCAAAGCUCCCGUGGAGCCUUGUUUGACCAUCCGUCGACUAAUAUGCCACCAUCGGAGGCUGCAUGGGUCGCUGCAUCAACGAUACGCUCUGAGGGGCACUCUACUCUUCAGCCGGCCAGCAGUAUUACAGGUGCUGUUAUUGCUAAUUCGUGCACAUCGCAAGAUUCGCAGUCACUGCCGUAUGUUAGCUCCAAGGAAAUCCAACAAAAUGGUGCUAUCCAGCAUAUAUCCAGUCCCUUCUUCACUCAGGGACGGAGUAUCUUGGGGCGAGAAAAUAUGGUUUUCGCCAUAUGAAGGCUGCUUGUUUCUGUGGGUUGGAAAUAUAUAUAUAUAUAUACAAUGGUAA